Messenger RNA from Vigna umbellata (rice bean), 1361 nucleotides. The record is from RefSeq and is a predicted model, not a curated record. NCBI's taxonomy places the organism in Eukaryota, Viridiplantae, Streptophyta, Magnoliopsida, Fabales, Fabaceae.
CCGAAGGGCUAAGGAGGAGGACACCUGUGACCUGAAGACUGCCCUUCGGUUUAAGGGUAAGUAACCCCUGCCCUCUCCUCCGUCUCCAUGCCUACAUAGCCCCACACCCUUCUCUCUCUCUUCCCUCGUUAUGUUACUUUCAUGUGAUAUACCCUAACAAUUAUCUCUUCCACUCUCGUGGCCUAACCAAGAACCAAAAUUUUCCUUCAAAUUUUCCUCCUUUUUUCGCCCACUGUCAAUGACGGGAGAUGGGUGCGUGAUUCAGGCCACACCCAGUUCCAACAAGAAGAAGAACAACAAGAAGAAGAAGAACAAGGGUGGCACCAAGAAGAAGAUGACCCAUGACCAGGUUCUCGCCUUCAAGUUCGUCAGUGAUUGGGUUUUCUUGGAUCACCCUUCUGCUUCGUCAUCAUCAUUUUCUUCUUCUCCUUCUGCUGCUUCCUGUGUUGUGGAUGAUUUUGGGGUGCAGAAGCCUGUGGGGAGAGGUGGGGAGAAACUCCUCUUUGAAUUGCAUUCACACUCCAAAUUCAGUGACGGGUUCUUCUCCCCUUCAAAGGUUAUUGAGAGAGCUCACAUCAAUGGCGUGAAAGUUCUUGCUCUGACAGAUCAUGACACUAUGGCAGGCAUUCCUGAAGCUGUAGAAUCAGCUCGUAAAUAUGGCAUCAAGAUUAUUCCAGGUGUUGAAAUUAGUUCCAUAUUUUCUCCAAGAGGAGACUCAGAAUUAGAGGAACCAGUUCACAUUUUAGCAUAUUACAGUAGUAUUGGACCAACAAGGUUUGAGGAGCUGGACAAGUUUCUAUCGAAUAUAAGGGAUGGACGUUUUCUUCGUGCAAAGAACAUUGUCUUAAAACUGAACAAGCUCAAAUUGCCUCUUAAAUGGGAGCAUGUUUGCAGGAUUGCUGGCAAGGGAGUUGCCCCCGGGAGGCUUCAUGUUGCCAGGGCCAUGGUUGAGGCAGGUUAUGUAGAAAAUCUCAGACAAGCCUUUGCUCGGUAUCUUUUCGAUGGAGGACCCGCUUACUCCAAGGGAAGUGAGCCUCUGGCAGAGGAAGCAGUAAAAAUGAUUUGUCAUACUGGGGGUGUUGCUGUUCUAGCUCAUCCUUGGGCAUUGAAACAUCCAGUUCCCAUAGUCAGAAGGUUAAAAGAAGCUGGUCUUCAUGGGAUGGAAGUCCACAAAAGUGAUGGAAAGCUGGCAGGUACGUGCUCUGUAGAAAACUUUCCUCAUUUCUUAAUCAUCAAAAUGAUGUUGUUGCAUUAGGAUUAUUAAGAUAUAUUCCAAAACAGAAAUUUCCAACCCCACCUUCCACUUGCCCUAUUCCACUGUUUUAAUCAUCUGAACCACCUAGCAUGAAGUUGAUUCCACU